AUGAAACAGGUACUGAAUCACAAUACUUUAAUUGCCUCUAUAGUACCACGUAGUAUCUCUACGAAAUCAACUUACCAAAACGUGGGACGCUUAAUUACACAUGAACGAAAUCGAUUAAAUGCCAUUUGGUAG
Molecule: messenger RNA, 132 nt
Organism: Ambispora gerdemannii
Lineage: Eukaryota; Fungi; Glomeromycota; Glomeromycetes; Archaeosporales; Ambisporaceae
Source: the annotation of a GenBank genome assembly